GGAGUCUACCCCUCGCCUAGGCCGCCCGGGGCCGCGGCCGUGGGUCCCUCACACCCCAGGGGCGGAGCGAGACGCGGAGACGUCAGGGCGGAGAUCAAGCGCUGGGCGAGCGCGCCCUCCCGGCGGCUGCCCGCGGCCCACGUCUCCGACUGGCGCGGCCCGCAGCCGGGAGAUGCAGGGAGCGGCGGCGCUGGGGCGCAGCCAGGCGGCCGCGCGGACGGGGGCCAGAGGCUGAGCUCGGGGAGCCAGCCGCGCGCACAGCUCUGCCCGCCACCCCCGGAGCGGAUCCCUGGCCGCCCCUCGGCUCUCCACAGGGUUCUAGCAGAGCCCCCACCCCCCACCCCGGGGUGCCCAUCAAUUUCCUUGGGUGACUACAGCGUGUGUUUUGUUUUUCUUUCUUCUUUCUCUCCCCGUGUGCCCUUCUCCAGGAUGGCAGAGGCGGAAUUGCACAAGGAAAGGCUGCAAGCCAUAGCAGAAAAAAGAAAGAGGCAGACGGAAAUAGAAGGCAAGCGCCAAGAGCUUGACGAGCAGAUACUUCUGUUGCAGCAUUCUAAGUCCAAAGUGCUUCGGGAAAAAUGGCUGCUGCAGGGUAUACCCGCUGGAACUGCCGAAGAGGAGGAAGCCAGGCGGCGGCAGUCUGAGGAGGAUGAGUUCAGAGUCAAACAACUUGAAGAUAACAUUCAGAGGCUGGAGCAGGAAAUACAAGCCUUAGAAAGUGAAGAAUCCCAGAUAUCUGCCAAAGAGCAAAUCAUUCUAGAGAAACUAAAAGAGACAGAAAAAUCCUUCAAGGACUUUCAGAAGAGCUUCUCCAGUACGGAUGGAGAUGCAGUAAAUUACAUUUCCUCCCAGCUCCCCGACUUGCCAACCCUCUGUUCACGAACAGGAGAACCAUCACCUGGGCAGGACGGGACCAGCAGAGCAGCUGCUGUGUACGCCAUGGAAAUUAAUGUGGAGAAAGACAAACAAACAGGAGAGACCAAGAUUCUCUCUACAUCCACCAUUGGCCCAGAGGGGGUCCAUCAGAGAGGAGUCAAAGUCUUUGAUGAUGGUACCAAAGUAGUGUAUGAGGUGCACUCAGGAAGCACCAUAGUAGAAAAUGGAGUUCAUAAAUUAAGCUCAAAGGAUGUAGAAGAGCUUAUUCAGAAGGCUGGACAAUCAAGCUUAAGAGGAGGGCACGUGUCAGAAAGGACUGUGAUUGCAGAUGGAAGUCUCAGCCACCCUAAGGAACACAUGCUCUGCAAAGAAGCCAAGUUAGAAAUGGUCCAUAAGUCUAGGAAAGAUCAUUCUUCUGGGAACCCAGGGCAGCAGGCUCCAGCCCCCAGCACUGAAGGGCCAGAGGCAAACUUGGAUCAGCCAGUCACCAUGAUUUUCAUGGGCUACCAAAAUAUCGAGGAUGAAGAGGAGACUAAGAAGGUGCUAGGCUAUGAUGAAACCAUCAAGGCUGAGUUGGUCCUCAUUGAUGAAGAUGAUGAGAAGUCAUUGAGGGAGAAGACAGUAACAGACGUAUCCACUAUUGAUGGGAAUGCAGCUGAGCUGGUGUCCGGGAGACUCAUCUCAGACACCACAGAGCCCUCAUCCCCUGAAGGGAAGGAAGAGAGCCUGGCCACGGAGCCAGCCCCAGGAGUCCAGUGGGAGAGUACACUGUUCACAGGAGGUGACAUAGUCUUCGAAGCCACAGAAACAUCCAGCGCAGACAUGACUAUCAAGAAGCCUCCUGAGCUGUCUGAGGAUGAUAUCCGGCUGAAAAGCGAGAGAGAGAACUAUAGUGCCAACUCCCUGGAGCCUGCCACCAACUCUCUUCCUGCAGAUCACAAAACCAUGGAAAUUGAGGUCUCUGUUACAGAAUGUAAGAGUGUGCCCGGAAUCACCUCCACUCCGCAUUCCUUGGACCACCCCUCCCCUUUCUACUCGCCCCCCCACAAUGGCCUCCUCCCUGAUCACCAUGAAUCUCUGGAUAACGAUGUGGCCAGAGAGAUCCGAUAUCUAGACGAGGUGCUGGAGGCCAACUGCUGUGAUUCUGCUGUGGACGGAACUUACAACGGCACUUCCUCCCCGGAGCCUGGAGCAGCCGUCUUGGCAGGCAGCUCAGGCCCACCCGCGCACACGGCCCUCCAGCUGGAGCCCACGGAGAGAGUGGCUGGCAGGCAGGCGCCACCUCACAUUGAGCUCCAUCAGAGCAACUCUGACACCAUGGCAGAGGGUGGAAGGGCCAAUGGCCACUCCCCCGAGCAGCCCAGAGACCUGCCGGGUGACAGCCUCCAGAUGCCCUUGAGCCCCAGCUCCUCCACCAGCUCACGGGGUUCCUCCCGAGAUGGGGAGUUCACCCUCACCACGCUGAAGAAGGAAGCUAAGUUCGAGCUGCGUGCCUUCCAUGAGGACAAGAAGCCCUCCAAGCUCUUUGAGGACGACGAGAAUGAGAAAGAGCAGUACUGCGUCAGAAAAGUGCGGCCUUCGGAAGAGAUGAUGGAGCUGGAAAAGGAGAGGAGAGAGCUCAUCCGGAGUCAGGCUGUGAAAAAGAAUCCUGGCAUCGCGGCAAAGUGGUGGAACCCUCCCCAGGAAAAGACCAUCGAGGAGCAGCUGGACGAGGAACAUCUGGAGUCGCACAAAAAGUACAAGGAGCGCAAGGAGAGGAGGGCACAGCAGGAGCAAUUGCUGAUGCAGCAGCAGCAGCAGCAGCAGCAGCAGCAGCCACCACCCUGUGCCACCCCUGCAUCCUCUCGAGAACCUUCCAGCUUGACUGAAAACCCAAAGGAAGACAUCGUCACGGAGCAGAUAGAUUUCUCUGCAGCCCGUAAACAGUUCCAGCUGAUGGAGAAUUCCAGGCAAACAGCUGCCAAGGGCCAGAGUACACCCAGGCUCUUCUCCAUCAAGCCCUUCUAUAGGCCCCUGGGGUCAAUCCACUCAGACAAGACGCUAACCAUCUCCAGACCGGCCUCUUCGGGGGGAUCUCCUGAAGAGUCCUCCGCAGCCAAGGGACAGAAAGCCCACUGUGCCCCGGAUAGCCAGUCUUCUGGAGAAGGAGGAGGGGGCCAGGGCAGCACUGCUCCUCAGGCGAAGGAAGGGCCAUACAGCGAGGCCUCCAAACGCGGGCCCUUAUCCAAACUGUGGGCCGAGGAUGGAGAGUUUACGAGUGCCCGGGCUGUCCUCACUGUGGUCAAGGAUGACGACCCCGGGAUUCUGGAUCAGUUUUCAAGGUCAGUCAAUGUCUCUUUGACCCAAGAGGAGCUUGACUCUGGUUUGGAUGAGUUGUCGGUGAGGUCCCAGGAUACCACGGUCCUGGAAACCCUGUCCAAUGACUUCAGCAUGGACAACAUCAGUGACAGUGGGGCCUCCAAUGAGACAGCCAGUGCCCUUCAGGAAAAUUCGCUCGCCGAUUUUUCUUUGCCCCAGACUCCCCAAACCGACAACCCAUCCGAGGGCCGAGGGGAAGGCGUCUCCAAGUCGUACAGUGAUCAUGGUUUCUAUUCCCCUUCGUCCACCCUGGGAGACUCACCUUCAGUUGAUGACCCCUUGGAAUAUCAGGCGGGCCUCCUGGUGCAGAAUGCCAUUCAACAAGCCAUCGCCGAGCAGGUGGACAGAGCUGCGUCCGAAACCGACAAGAGGAGAGCAGAACAGCAGGGACCUCAGGCCAGUGCAGAGGAAGCUGGAACCAGGGCUCCCAGCUCAGAGAAGCCUCAGGGCAUGUUCGAACCACCUCAGGUGUCCUCUCCUGUUCAAGAGAAAAGGGAUGUAUUGCCAAAGAUUCUGCCUACUGAAGACAGGGCGCUCAGGGAAAGGGGGCCCUCCCAGACACUGCCGGCAGUGCAGCCCAGUGGCCCCGUAAAUAUGGAAGAGACCAGGCCGGAAGGGAGCUACUUCAGCAAGUACUCGGAGGCGGCUGAGUUAAGAAGCACAGCCUCGCUCCUGGCCACUCAAGAGUCCGAUGUGAUGGUUGGGCCCUUCAAGCUGAGGUCCAGGAAGCAGCGGACUUUGUCCAUGAUUGAAGAAGAGAUCCGAGCUGCCCAGGAAAGGGAAGAGGAGCUGAAGAGGCAGAGGCAAGUCUUGCAGAGUACCCCAAGCCCCAGGGCAAAGAAUGCCCCAUCACUGCCCUCCCGAACACCAACACCGUGCUACAAAACCGCUCCAGGGAAAAUAGAGAAAGUCAAACCUCCUCCAUCCCCCACACCUGAAGGUCCCAGCUUGCAGCCUGACUUAGCCCCCGAAGAGGCUGCCGGAACGCAGCGGCCCAAGAAUCUGAUGCAGACCCUCAUGGAAGACUAUGAGACACACAAAUCUAAAAGGCGCGAGAGAAUGGAUGAUAGUAGUUACACCUCUAAGUUACUGUCUUGCAAGGUGACUUCCGAGGUCCUUGAGGCCACACGUGUUAAUCGAAGAAAGAGCGCCUUGGCCUUGCGCUGGGAGGCGGGGAUCUAUGCCAACCAAGAAGAAGAGGACAAUGAAUAAUCAACUUCUUUCCACCCCAGGAAGCUUCUUUGGUGCUUGGGUUCCCAAGAAACCAAGAAAUCAACACAUCGAAGCAUUUUAAUACAGUAUUUAUUAAAGUGCAAACAAACUCAGCAAUCCUUGUGUAGACCAGACGCUGCAGUGUACAAUGAUGAACAAUAAAGUGAAAGAAAAAAGUCCACCCAUCAAUUCGAACUCCCAGGAGUCAAAAGAGAAAGGAUUUUUUUUGGGGGGGGAGGGGGCCCUCAAAGGAUCGCCUGGGUUUAAACUGAUCCACAGUUGAUCCAAAAGGACAAAGAAGCUACAAGCAAAUCGACGUGGUUGCUAUGGGCAGAACCAAGACCAGCCUCGCUGGGUGACGAGGACAACCAUGGACACAGAGCCAUUUGGAGAGCCGCCGAGCUGGCGCCAUCCACCCGGCAGAGACGUCCCCACGCCUACACCUGUUUCCCACCCAUCACAGCAUCAGAGGUGUUGGGCUAACUCCGUUUACUCCAGCAGCCAUAAAAUGAAUCAUGUUUCUCUCUUGAUUUUUGCCCAGAAGAGGCAGUUAUGAUUCCAUGUUUCUUCUUUAAGUGUUUUUAAUUGGGCUCAAUUGAGGAUCACAAUCCAUAUUUUGAAGACAAUAUUUCUUCACGUUGCAGACACAAUCUGUUCUACAUUAGGAGGUUGAGAAAGGGGGAGAAAGCCAAACCAAAUGGAUUCUUUUAGCUUUAGGAUCUUGUCUGCUUAGGAUAUUGACAGAGCUGCAAUUUAUGAGAAUACAUUUUCACAAUUCUGUUUCUUCCUAUGAAAACUAUAUUUAGCGGGCAACGACUAUUUUUGUGAUGGGAUGGGGGAAUAUAUCCAUGUAUAAAACCUGUAACAUUGGACAGCUUGGUUCAAGAGGGGAGGGGUAUUUUUAGAGCGGCGGUAAUUGGAGGGAAAAAAAAAAAGGCGAACUCUGCCUUUGAGAGGUAGAUGACAAGACAUAAAAAGGUGUUUAUAACUAUAUUUUAUAUAUAAAUCGGACCUUCAAGGGAGUAGGAAGAAUCAUAGACUAUUUUGGAUCAAUCAGAAAGGAAACAGUAAAGAAAGCUCAUGAAAGGUAGAGAAGAAGGGAAGGAGGGAGAGUGGGAUAAAAAGGAAGGGAGAGAUAUUAUUUUUGAUGAGCAACCAGUGUUUUUCAGGAUGAUACAGAGAAAAAUAUAGAAUAGAAAUUUAAGUGCAGGCUUAGGAUGAGCUACAAAUUCUAAAGACGGUGUAUGUCUGUGUGUGCGUCUGUGUAUUUGUGAGUAUACACAUGCCUUUGUGGGUUUGCAUAAAGCAUGUGUGUGCUCACAAGUAAGGAUGUGUGUGUGUAUGUGAGUGUGUGUGUGUGUGAGAGAGAGAGAGGAUUAAAAAUUCCAGAAUGAUCAUGGGACAAGGAUGUUCACUUAUUUCCUCUGAAGCUCUUUGCCAGCAUCAGGAAUGAGUGAGAAUUUCUUUUUUAUGAAAAGGCUAUAGAGGUUUCAAGCAGAUGCAGUAUUUGUAAUAUUAAGUUGACUUAACUCAUGUGAACUUGCAUGAGUCACAAUGGCAAAGUUUUGGGCAGUUUUGUAGUUUGGCAUUUAGAAAAGUACCAUAUUUAUUCUCAUGCUUCGUAUUCCUGCUUAGUAUACGCUAGAGGAUGCCAGUUUUACUCUUUCUGUCAUUUAAAGCAAUAUGAUAAGGGUAUUCAAUCCUUGCAUACCCUCAAUUUCUGGAUGAGAAAAUUUUCAGUUCUGGAGAAGAGGAAAAAAAAAAAAAAACCCAAACUGACCAGCCUUCUUCUUUUUUCCCCACUUGUUUUAAAACUAUAGGUUUUGAAAAAGCAAUAAGUCAGACAUUACUAAAAUCCUUUUUUGUUUUUAUAUUAUUUUGUAAGUGCUAAUACGUUAUCCUGACAAGUAGCAGUUCCACCUUGUACAGAGAUAUCAUGCGCAUUAUUUUUGCUCCUUUCAUUAGACGAGGGUCGACUUUAAAGGGAAGUUUAUUCCUCAAGAAGUGGUGGACAUAAAGUAGAAAUGGAACUGUCUGAAAGCUUCCAAGGAUCCUUUAAAACUGCCAAGGGAGCCUACAGUUUGAAGUCAAAUUCUACAAAUGGGUAGUUGGUGCUGUCUUUCAAUAGUUCAUUCUCCCGAACAUUCUGAAUGAAUAAAUCAACACAACAUGCUAUUGAGACUGGGGAUAUGAAACAAUAUGAUUCCCCGUUGGGAAUUCAUUUGCAGGUGGGGGAGGCUGGCAUGGGAACACACCUUCCCAGGAAAGUGAGAUCAGUGUUAGAUGAGGAGUCCUGACAGGUAAAACAGGGGGCACCCAGGAAGUAUGCGUUGCCUGAAGGUUCUUCAGCGUUCCCAAGGCAGGCAUAGGAAUGGGACCAGAUGGGGCAGCAGCUCCAGGGGACCCAGGGGCAGCUAGGAUACCUUGGAGAACAGAAUGGUUCUAGGGGUUGCACAAGAAAAUGAGACACGGCUCAAGAUUUCUGGACUACCCCUGGGUCUGGUAGUGACCAUGGACUUGGUAACAGAGGAACUCCCCAUCUUUUGCAAGAGGACACCGUCUUCAGGACGUCCCUGGAGUUUUUGGUUCUGUUUUGAAGGAAACCAUGUAUGCACCUUAUACCUAUGUUUGAGAAGAGAAUGGGCGGCUGAAAAGAAAGCUUAGGAGGCCAUGCAAUUCCUGGACUCGCUUUAGAGGCGGACCAAGUGGUAUCUGACUGCAGUUGAUUGACCCAGCCACGCAUAUGACACAGAGUUGCAGAGCGGGGCUCCUUUGGUCCACACUCCAAAUAGGAGCCCAAUGCAGCGUUUCUGUGACCCUCCCACAGUCCCAAAGCCGUUUAACUGUGGCCCCUACAUCUCCAUCAUUUGCUUGUUCCCUUCUGAUGACCGUCCUCAAUGUCCUCGCUCCACUCACUCAUAAUCCCGUUAAAAUGUAAAUUAAUCCCCUUGGAAGAAGGGCCAGGUUUUCUCUGUGCUCUUGAGAUUUUGUGUUUUUCUUUUUUUAGUCAUUGGAGGAACCUUGGGCCACGGCUGUGUACAUAGCACUGUGCUAGGCUCUUGGACCCCAAAUGAACCCCUUUAACGUUGUGAAGAGGCAGCAGAUCCUGGAGGAAAGUCAUCUCUACCUACUCCAUUGAGAAGAAGAGGCUGGUCCCCAACUUGGCCUCCGAGAUGCUCGUCCCUGCCCCCAAAUAGCACGCAAGCUUGUUAAUCUCAACUAGAACAAAUGUUUAGAUUCUGUAGAUGUUAAAAAGCUUUCCUGAAAGUAUUCGAUUCUGCAGUGUUUAUAGAUGCACACUUUCCUCCGGAAUUAACUGCUGACAUUCCUUGGCUUUCUCAUCCAGAAAUUAUGGAAACAGGGUCUGUCAGUGGCAGGAGGCUGGGCUGUGUCCUACAUGGAUGACACAGUGCUAUUUCCUCGCCUCUUUACACCCAUGCAUGCUGCCCACCCUAAAAAUGACAUAUAAACAGUAUAUAGAUCAAUGUCCACACAUGUACACAACACACACACGCACACACAAGGCGUAACAAACACUAAAACAGUGUUGACUCUUGUCUCUGAAGACAAAUCAAACAUUUUUUCCAACUAAAGAAUGGAUGUAAUUAAACUAUGUAUUGAAAAAAAAAAAAAUUAGCCUAAGUGUUUAGAGAUGGUGACUAUAUCCAGUUUUAGUGACAGAACCAAUUUCCUGAAUUUUAAGCCUUCAGUGAGUGAGCUGCCAAUUUUGAUUUUGUGUUGCUCUUUACCCAAAGGACUUUUUAAAUUUUUUUUUUCCUUUUUGGAGGAGGGGGGCAAAAAGCAGCAAUACUGUGUUUGAGAAUUCUACUCUGUAUCUGGCUCUCCUGUGUACGUUAACCACUUAAAUGUUAUUAUCCUGCUUCGGUUUUAUAGUGAUUGUGAGGCAUUCGAUGCAAGUAUACAAUUAUUUUCUCAUUAAAACCUGGUGUGUGUUGUGUUUUUGUAA
Molecule: messenger RNA, 8410 nt
Organism: Phacochoerus africanus (Common warthog)
Lineage: Eukaryota; Metazoa; Chordata; Mammalia; Artiodactyla; Suidae
Gene: PALM2AKAP2
Product: PALM2 and AKAP2 fusion
Exons: 12
Coding region: 430-4443 (1337 amino acids)
Biological process (GO): regulation of cell shape
Cellular component (GO): membrane
Source: RefSeq, a predicted model, not a curated record